CCCCCCAGCCAAAACUACAAACCCGGGCUGCGCGCUCACGUGAACUAAUUCAUUGUGAGAGCCUGGGAGGAAGCAGCGAGCGACUUGACUGGUCGGUGAAACCAGCUCUGCUCCGGGAAACGCUGAGAAAAUCCAACUGCGCGCCACAGAAACUACAGAAAUGGCAGCCAUUCGUAAGAAGUUGGUGAUCGUGGGGGAUGGAGCUUGUGGGAAGACCUGCCUUUUGAUUGUCUUCAGCAAGGACCAGUUCCCUGAAGUCUAUGUCCCCACUGUGUUCGAGAACUACGUUGCUGACAUCGAGGUGGACGGCAAACAGGUGGAGUUGGCUCUCUGGGAUACGGCGGGUCAGGAGGACUAUGACAGGCUGAGACCUCUUUCCUACCCAGACACUGAUGUCAUUCUCAUGUGCUUCUCCAUAGACAGCCCUGACAGCUUGGAAAACAUUCCAGAGAAGUGGACCCCUGAAGUCAAACACUUCUGCCCCAAUGUUCCCAUCAUCCUGGUAGGAAACAAGAAAGACCUGCGUAAUGAUGAACACACGCGUCGAGAGCUGGCCAAGAUGAAGCAGGAGCCAGUGAAAUCAGAGGAGGGCCGAGACAUGGCUGGACGAAUCGCAGCAUUCGGUUACAUGGAAUGCUCGGCCAAGACCAAGGACGGCGUACGGGAGGUGUUCGAGAUGGCCACCAGGGCGGCACUGCAGGCCCGCCGCGGAAAGCAGAGGAAUAAAUGUGUACUGCUGUAAAAUGGCUUACACAUAUGGACUGUUUUCACCCUGGGCUACUGUAAAUGGGACUAGGGCAUCGGGAGGGAUUGCGGGAAGGCUAGAUUGGGGGAGGGGGGAGGGGAGGAAAAGCAGUAAACUACUACCGCUGUAAAAUGGCUGUUUGUUGGACUGAAUUGACCCUGGGACUUUGGUUUGGGAAGCUUUGAUUGACCGGGACGGGUGGGUGGAAGGAAGAGGAACGAGGGAGCGCAGGAAAUGAAUACCGCUGUAAACAUUGGGCUCUUCACCUGUAGGGUUACCAUCAAGGUGGGACAUUUCCACCAGCCUUGUCAUGUGUCUCAAGCCACUUACACUGAUAAAGAACCUUCAGAGAUCCUGGUCCUUUCCACGCUCAGUGGGACAUUUAUCCCAGUGUGUUAAUAUCUGGACUUAGACAGAUGGGAAGAAUGAAUCUCAGUAUUUUGGGGUGACCCUGAUGAGACUAAACCAGUGCAGACUUGUUUUCAAAGUUUUUAUUAUGCGCUGUAGUGAUCUGGAAAAGUUGUUUUAACAGCUCCAACAGUGAAAAACUCACCAAUAAACAGUGCAUUAAACAGGAUUGAGGUUAAAUGGCUUGCAGUUUAAUUCAAGAAUAAAAAAGCCAUUUGCUUAAAAUUGGGCAUUUAGAGAAUUUUUCCUUGAUUGGAUUGUAUGCUCUAUAUGAAACCAGUGGUCAUGUGUUGUCAGGUGCUCAGGUCUUGUGUGUUGUAUUAUCAGAGAGGCGUGGAGCCACAUGCUCACAUGUCCAGCUCAGUUCCAUUUAGUCCCUGACAGGGGCUAAUCCUAUAUGUACAGACUCACAGUGACAAACACAUUGAGCCCUGCUCUCACUCAGAUUAUUUGUUAUAAUGACCUGAUAGUAAAUACUGUUAUUUGCAGAUGAACUGUAGUUGGUGUACAGUUUGAGUUCAAAUUAAAUUGCCCUUAGCCCUGGGCUUUAAACUAAAGCUACGUGCUGAUCUGUAAUCCAGUGGCUCUAUUCACCACCUGUAUCCAGAGGAGCACCAGAGGGACUCCCUCAGUGUCAUAAACAGACACUGAACUGUCCACAUGCUGCUGAAUCUUUAUGGUGUUUGAUCCGUCUACAUUUGGAGAUGAUCAGCUCUCACGUGAAGGGGAUUUAACAUUUGAUCAAUUCUCUCGACUGAAUCAGUGGCAGUUGAAUUGUUUGUCCCACUGGAUGAAAAGGGCAUCUUCCUGUCCUGCGUAGUACAACCUGAGCAAACUCUGCUCCACUCGCAUCCCUUCCUGUUCCACACAGCUGACUGCUGGUGCUCCCCUUCCCCUGGUUUCAGACCAGGACAAAUAACAAGGAGAGGAGAGUUUUGUGUUUACAUGCACACCACUGAUCUCCUUAUUUGGGACAAAUGAUUACUUUUUGUAUGUCUGUAGGCAUGUAUAAAAAGGUCAAAUGUACAGGCUCUGAUAAUCUCAUGUUAUCCAUCGUUUAUGUUUGUCUUUGGUUGGUUAAAUGUUGCCAUGUACCAUCUGCAUCAACAGUUUAACCUAAAAAAAAGACAAGACCUUUUACUUUGCAUGGAAACCCCAGAAUGGUCAGAUUUGGAGAUAAACAUUCAGGUAAUCUUCAUCCCUAACAUGCUGAGUGAGAAUUAACCACCGGCUGUGUGUUGGAAAAACACUUGGUUUUAAUUUCUUUAAAUGUUUUAAUUUUAAUUUUUAAGUCUUUUGUUUUAGAAAUGAAAGUGUGGCCAGUUAUAUUUGGGAUUUAUGAGUCACCAGCCUUCCCUGACUUUUCUGUGUGUUUUCCUGCAAGACUGAGGCUCUCCUCUGAGUGUUGCACCCUCCGGUUCUUCUUCCUGGUCCACAGGGAGGAGCCUGUUCCAGAUACCCAGUUGUGUGUCGUUGUUUUCAUACUUUUGUUUUCUGCUUUAAAAAAAAGUCAUAAAUAUGUCGUCUAUCAGUAUUUAAAAAUAGGAGGUGGAAGACUAGGGGACUGCUCAUGUGUUGUCGCUUUAGUUUAAUCUUCUUCUUUUGUGCUUUACCUGAAUUUUUUUAUUUUUAUGAUGAUUUUCAAAUGGGUGUAACGACUCGUCAAUCAUCCCUGCCAAAUGCUGUUUUUAGGCAGUCAGGAGAAAGGCUGGCCCCUCGGCUGCCUGUCUAGAGCAUCACUAUGACCACGUGUGCUGGCUUUUUUUUGUUAAUUUGUUUUCAAUACGAACUUGGCUGAUAAGACAAAAGGAAAAUAAACAACUCUAGUCUCCUUUUUAUGUACAAAUCAUUUUUAUUUCUAGUUUUUAUUGUAUUUUUAAGUCCUGAUUUCGGAUGCUGAAGCAGUGAUGUACACAAAAGGAACAGGAAAACCAAGCUGUAUGCAAAAGUCUGUAAAUAUGAAAUGUGGGUUUGUUCAUACUAGACUAUACACAUGCACAGGACUGGAAACUGUAUUUGUAAACUAGCUUUGGUUUGUGUAAUAAAUUACUUUCUAUAA
Molecule: messenger RNA, 3212 nt
Organism: Pleuronectes platessa (European plaice)
Lineage: Eukaryota; Metazoa; Chordata; Actinopteri; Pleuronectiformes; Pleuronectidae
Gene: rhoab
Product: ras homolog gene family, member Ab
Exons: 5
Coding region: 161-742 (193 amino acids)
Biological process (GO): cell migration; stress fiber assembly; small GTPase-mediated signal transduction
Cellular component (GO): cleavage furrow; dendritic spine
Molecular function (GO): GTP binding; GTPase activity
Source: RefSeq, a predicted model, not a curated record